Messenger RNA from Drosophila mojavensis, 657 nucleotides. RefSeq lists its product as uncharacterized. Lineage: Eukaryota; Metazoa; Arthropoda; Insecta; Diptera; Drosophilidae. The record is from RefSeq and is a predicted model, not a curated record. The coding region runs from base 10 to 585 and encodes 191 amino acids. The transcript has 3 exons.
AGUUCUGUCAUGGAGAUGAAUCGCAUUUGUUGUUACCUCUGUCUACUCUGGCUGCUGGGAAUCGGCUUUACCGUAGAAGCAGCACGACGUCUGCGUUAUAUGGUGAAUUUUCAUGGCUUCGACUGCAUCAAUAGCUGGUCGAUCAUCAAAAACUGGAGCUGUGUCAUCGUCGAGAAUGGCAAUAUCAACACAGAAUUGACACUGCUUGAGCCCAUGCCUGUGGUCUGGAUCAACUGUAAGCUGAUUGUCUUGCGACCCCCACAGAAAACUGAAAUGGUUAUCUUCAAUACAACGUUGGAUAUCUGUAAACUGCUAAGCAGCGGCAGUACGGCUAACAAGCUAGUGACCUCUGUCUAUCAAACGAUGCUGAAGGCGACCAAUUUGGUACCACAGUGUCCCAUUAGGAAGGGCCUACUGUACUUCCAUAACAUGGGUGAUUUGGAAAAAUUGCCGGCUUUUAUGCCAGAGAUGGAUUUUAAAAUCUAUAUAAAAUUCUUUAAGCCUAACUCCGCAGAGAAUUUAGAAGUUUUCUUGAACGGGAGUCUUAUCGAAAUUAAUCGACUCCGUCAGAAGUUGAUUCAUUGAAUAUAUAUGUAUGUAUAAAUAUAUAGACAUGUGAAAGGUUUGAAAAAUAUAACCAAAUUUUUAAUUUCGUUU